AAGGGGCGGCCCGGCGGCAGCGCCGCUCUUCCCUUCCCGUCUCGUCCCGGCCCGGCCCGGCCCUUCCCCGGGGCACUGGGGGUCAUCUCCAUGGCGGCGGCGGCGGCAACGCUGCUGCUGCGAGCGGCGGGCCGGGCCCUGCUGAGCCGUGCCGCUCCCCUGCCCCGCGCCGAGCGCAGCAUUAGCGACUGCGGAGGGGCACGCUGGGCGCCCGCGCGGCCCGGCCUCCCCGUGCCUCUGUCCUCGCCCCUGGCAGGGCUCUCCCGGCCCAUUCGCAUUAAAGAGCCUCCCAAGCGCAAGCCGGUAGAUCGGUGGACGAAGAAGCGGGCCUUGUUCGGGGUGUAUGAUAACGUGGGGAUCCUGGGUGGCUUCCAGAUCCACCCGAAGAAUCUCAUCAUGGGGCCCACUUGGCUGCGAGGCUGGCGGGGGAACGAGCUGCAGAGGUGCAUCCGCAAGAAGCAGAUGGUGGGCGAUCGGAUGUUUGUAGAGGACUAUCACAAACUCAACAAGAGGAUCCGGUACUUGUACAAGCGCUUCAAUCGCACCGGAAAGCACCGCUAAGGCUUCAGCGUGUGGAGUGUACUUUUGUGGCAUUGCACUCAGAAUAAAGCCAGCUUUCACACAA
Sturnus vulgaris (Common starling) is the source of this 625-nucleotide messenger RNA. RefSeq names its product mitochondrial ribosomal protein L51 (gene MRPL51). Gene Ontology annotation, biological process: translation. Gene Ontology annotation, cellular component: mitochondrial large ribosomal subunit. The record is from RefSeq and is a predicted model, not a curated record. NCBI's taxonomy places the organism in Eukaryota, Metazoa, Chordata, Aves, Passeriformes, Sturnidae. Gene Ontology annotation, molecular function: structural constituent of ribosome.